AUGUUGUUCUUCUUUGACUUUGAGGACAUAACUACAUCGGGACAGAGCAUCUUCUGUUGGAAAGCUCAUGAAGGGGAAGGUGUUCCAGCUCCUGUCCUGGAGAGUUUGGGUGUAGAUGGUAGCAUUGAAGUUGCAUCAUCAAUGCAGCCGUCUGUCAAUUCAGUUUGGAAGAGUCAACAACCAAACACCUCUUUCUCCUUUGUCAUUCCUAGUAUAGAACUCUCUUCAUCAGAUGCCUCUGUCUUCGGUACACAAUGGGCUGACGAUGCAAACGAAAAACACGUCAUCUCUAACCGUAAAGAAAGGAGGAAGUGGUCACCAACUGAAGAUCUCGUUCUCAUCAGUGCUUGGUUGAACACCUCCAAGGAUCCCGUGGUGGCGAAUGAGCAGAAGGCAAUCGCAUUUCGGAAACAGAUUGCAUCCUAUGUUGCAUCAAGCCCAAAGCUUUCUGCUUUGCAAAAGAGGGAGCCAACUGCAACUAAAGCUAAAUCCAGUGGGAUGAGUGAGGAUGAUGUUUUGAAGAUGGCGCAUGAGAUAUUCUUCAAUGACUACAAGCUAAAAUUUACACUCGAGCAUGCCUGGUUGGAGCUUAGCCAUGAUCAAAAAUGGUGUGGCGCUUCUUCAACCAAAGACAAGGUAAGCUCCAAAAGAAGAAAGCUGGAUGACCAGACUGCACAAUCAUCGACCUCUGUGCAAGGUUGCCUUGGAGAAGAUCAAGCUAUGGCUCGGCCGAUUGGUGUAAAAGCAGCUAAGGCCAAAGGAAAAAGCAAGGGAAAGACUUCGGAAGAGGCAGUGGAGCUUCAGACCAUGUGGGAGAUAAGGCAAAAUGACUUUGUCUUGAAGGAGAAGCUUAACAAGCAAAAAUUGAUGAUAGCUUAA
Brassica oleracea var. oleracea is the source of this 879-nucleotide messenger RNA. Its product is annotated as glutathione S-transferase T3-like. The transcript is spliced from 3 exons. The record is from RefSeq and is a predicted model, not a curated record. NCBI's taxonomy places the organism in Eukaryota, Viridiplantae, Streptophyta, Magnoliopsida, Brassicales, Brassicaceae. Bases 1 to 879 code for a protein of 292 amino acids.